CCGAGCACAGGACCUGCAGGACUUGCUGGAGGACGGAGAGAGCAGCGCGCCAAGACAGGCUGUUGCGCGUUGGCUCAGCGUAAAGACCCGUUUGCCUAGAGGAGGAGACUCGGUGAAUUUUAUUGGGCGGAUUGUUGUAAAUGAACCUCACGAUGAGGCAACAGAUCCCGUUAGGAUCCUUUUUUCAGGCAUCAGCAUAGUGCUGUGUCCAAACCGUGAGCGCGCAGAGUCCGGUAUGUCCGAGAGGAACACCUCAGCUUCGAGGCUUCAUCACUGACAGCUCCCGCGGAUCAGAUGUUGCCGAAAAAAAUGACUCAUGCUCUCUGCAUCUUCGCUUACUUUUUCUCUUUGCUUCACUGUAGCAGCUGUGCUGACUCAGAGGAGCGUCUCAUGAACUCUUUGCUGGGAGAGAAACGCUACAAUCCGCUUAUCCGCCCGGCCAUCAACAGGACUGAGAGAGUCACAGUAAAGCUGCAAGUGUCUUUGGCUCAGCUCAUCAGUGUGCAUGAAAGAGAACAGAUCAUGACUACAAAUCUCUGGCUCACUCAGCACUGGGUGGAUUACAGGUUAUCAUGGGACCCUGCUGAGUAUGAAGGUAUAGACAAGCUGCGUAUUCCCUCCAGGCACGUCUGGCUCCCAGAUAUUGUCCUGUACAACAAUGCUGAUGGUACCUAUGAGGUAACAGUCUUCACCAACGUUAUUGUCCUUUUCAAUGGCAGCAUCAACUGGCUUCCUCCAGCCAUUUACAAAAGUGCCUGUAAGAUCGAGGUAAAGCAUUUUCCCUUCGACCAACAGAACUGCACCCUCAAGUUCCGCUCUUGGACUUAUGACCACACAGAGAUCGACCUGAUCUUGAAGUCUGAGGCGGCUAGCAUGGAUGAUUUUACUCCUAGUGGCGAGUGGGAUAUCUUGGCGCUGCCAGGCAGACGGACUGUCAACCCUCUGGAUCCCACUUAUGUGGACCUCACAUAUGACUUUAUCAUCAAGAGGAAGCCCCUUUUCUACACCAUAAACCUCAUUAUUCCCUGUGUUUUGAUCACCUCUCUGGCCAUUCUGGUAUUCUACUUACCUUCAGACUGUGGGGAGAAGAUGACCCUCUGCAUCUCCGUCCUCUUGGCUCUCACUGUGUUCUUGCUUUUAAUCUCAAAGAUAGUUCCUCCCACUUCACUGGAUGUGCCCCUGAUUGGCAAGUACUUGAUGUUUACCAUGGUGCUGGUGACCUUCUCCAUCAUCACCAGUGUGUGUGUGCUCAACGUGCACCACCGCUCUCCCAGCACCCACACCAUGCCUUCCUGGGUCAAGCUGAUAUUUCUUGUCAAACUGCCUGCCUUACUCUUCAUGAGACGUCCACACAGUAACUCUGCACGCCAGAGACUUCGUCAACAGAGGUGUCUAAGGGCAAGGAGAGCCAUUUUGGGCUUGGGCUACCCAGUUGCAUCCAGAACAGGUAUUACCAUGUCAUCUUCUGCACUGCUAUCCUCCGACUCUGCUUUCUCCACCCCAGGACACAAAAAUGUAGCUUCUCCACUAAGCUACAGUCACUCCAACAGGAAGGGGGGCUCCAAUGAUUACCUUCCCAGUGGUUUGACUUCUACCCAGGACCUCCAGCAGAAGAGCAACUCAGAUUGGGCUGCUGAUGUCCAGGAGGCAGUAAACGGGGUGCGCUUUGUGGCUGAACACAUGAUGGGAGAUGAUGACGAUCAGAGUGUGAUAGAGGACUGGAAGUAUGUGGCUAUGGUGGUGGAUCGUAUGUUCCUGUGGAUCUUUGUGAUAGUGUGUGUGGUGGGCACCUUGGGCUUAUUUCUUCAGCCUCUCUUCCAAAGUCAGAUUCCUCCCAGCCAGCAGCCCAGCUCAGAAAGUCCUCGCAUAUGAUCAGCUACAAAGAAGACAGGGCAAAGCAUUCUUAUCAGCACAUACAAGCCAGUAGAAGCUGCACAAUCUUUUCGGUGUUCACAAAAAGCUUGUAGUACCAUAUUGGUGGGGUAAAAAAGCUUAACCUGCAACAUUGCCUGUGCCAAAUCCCACUAAUAAGGCUCCUGCGAGGGUUAAACCAGACAAAAAGCACUUGCAAUGACUCGUGUAUGUGAUGUGAAACAGACAUGAUCUUUGUGUGAGAUAGAACAUGGAUAAAAUGCACCCGCUCACACACACAUACACCAAUACAACCCCUUAAAGCACCCAAUAGUUUGAGGAAAUUUUGUCUUCAUAUCUACAAAGGACAACUACCGAACUGGACUGAAAGUACCCUUCACUGCACUGAAGUGUGCCAAACUGUUGCAGAAAUACACCCCAAUAUGGCAGAGAUAUGAGGAACAUCUGUCUGCUGUCAGAUAUUGUUUGACUCCUUACUGGUGUUUAAGUUAUAUUACCAUGUCAUUGAAAUGUGAUGUGUGAUUAAAGAAUAAAUAAUACAGAUAAAUGUGUGUCCUCUUUCAGUUUGAUUAAGUGUAUGGAAUCCCCAAUAAAGUCUUAAAAUUGUCAUGGUCUUGCCAAAGUGCUUAGUUAAUCUAUGUUGCUGGUGAUAAAGUUUGUCCUCUGAGCCAAUACGUUAGUUGAAGAUGUGCCAAUUCGAAUAUUUCAUUACAUAGAAAAGACAGCUGUUCACUUGAAACGUAAGAUUGUGUGACCAGGCAAAAAAAAAAAAUGCUGAUACAACAAAAACAGAUCUUAAGGCUUUUGCCACUUAUAACCUUACACCUGACAUAUAACUUACAGCAAAACAUUGUUCCAGACACUUAAUAUUUUGGCCACUCAUUUACACCAGAUUUGAUUUCUGUUAAGUGCAAGUGCAGGAACACACAUAAAUGAUGCUUCACAUAAUGCACAAACACAUGCUGAACUAAACCUUC
Molecule: messenger RNA, 2849 nt
Organism: Larimichthys crocea (large yellow croaker)
Lineage: Eukaryota; Metazoa; Chordata; Actinopteri; Sciaenidae
Gene: chrnb4
Product: cholinergic receptor, nicotinic, beta 4 (neuronal)
Exons: 6
Coding region: 295-1872 (525 amino acids)
Biological process (GO): monoatomic ion transmembrane transport
Cellular component (GO): postsynaptic membrane
Molecular function (GO): acetylcholine-gated monoatomic cation-selective channel activity; transmembrane signaling receptor activity
Source: RefSeq, a predicted model, not a curated record